UCCUCCACCUCUAUCGUCCAGUCCACAUUCACUAUUUAUUUAUUUUACUGUUGGAACUUUGAAGACAAUGCAUAAUGCAUAGUGCAGCCACCGGAAACUGCAGACCACGCCGUCAGAGGUUGACCAGCAGCCCCCAGAACCGAGCCAGUGCAUCAUUAGCAGCCGAUGAGCCCCAUUCCGACCGUGUGCCCAUUCCGAGUGUCCAUUGAUUUGUACGCCGAUCAGCAGCGGCGGUGGGGAAAAGAGCCGACCAAGCAGAACUGGAGGAGCAACCAUGACCGGCAGAGAGGCCCAGUCCUUCCACACCCGCUGCGGCCGCUCCAUCCGGCUGUACAACAACAACCGGAUGGCCCAGCGCUCCAUGCGGGACUUUAGCCAUGCCCUGGUGUUCAGUGCGGAGCCCCUGGAGGACGACGUGCUCUUCGAAGUCGUCAUCGAGAAGAAGAACACCUCCUGGGGCGGCAGCAUAGAGAUCGGAGUCACGGCCGAGUCGCCCGAUGACCUGGAACUGGUGGCCUGCGCCACGGCCAUGCGAAACGGCACUUGGGUCAUGUCCGGCAUCGAUGUGCGCAAGGAUGGACGCCGCCUGUUCGAGUUCUACGGCACCGACCUGGAGACUCUCAACGAGAACGACCGGGUGGGCGUCAUGCGCACCUCGGGCAACGAUCUGGUCUUCUAUGUGAACGGCGAGUCCCAGGGAGUGGCGGCAAAGAACAUGCCCAAGCCGCUGUGGGCCCUCGUCGAUCUCUACGGGCGUUGUGUUCAGGUGUCCCUGUGUCCACGCGAUGGCGGCGUCUCCGGCGAGCUCUUGGACUCACCGCUCCAGCAGCCCCUGCAACAGGUGGUCCAGAAUCUUGACGUGGCCAUGAACGUGAACAUCGUCGUGGAUUCCGACGCCUGGAUGCAAGGCACUGGGACGACCGCCUCAUGUGCCGACGACCGUCUGUGCUUCCACACGCGCUGCGGAUCACUCGUCAAGCUUUCGCCCAACUUUCGGUCCGCCGAACGACGACGACCGCUGGACGAGUUUAACAACGGCGUGGUGAUGACCCACCGGCCGUUGAGGGACAACGAGCUGUUCGAGAUUCGCAUCGACAAGCUGGUGGACAAAUGGUCGGGAUCCAUCGAAGUGGGCGUCACCACGCACAAUCCCACCGUGCUGCACUUUCCGGCCACCAUGACGAACAUGCGCUCGGGCACCAUUAUGAUGUCGGGCUGUGGAAUACUCACGAACGGCAAGGGGACGCGCCGCCAGUACGGCGAGUUCAAUCUGGACGAGCUGCGCGAGGGCGAUCGCGUUGGGAUGAUGCGCAAGGCCAACGGCAACCUGCACAACUACAUUAACGGGCAGGACCAGGGUGUGGCCGCCACCCGAGUGGCCUCCACGUUGUGGGGCGUCAUCGAUCUCUACGGCAUGACCAUCAAGGUCACAAUUGUUGACCGCGACGAGCGUGAGCAGCAGAAUCUCGUCACGCGUCGCAAUAACAUUGUGGCCGGAAUGAGUGCCUGCACAAGUGGAGCCGGUGGUCAGCAUACUCAGCACCAGCAGCACUCCGGCACACCCACCCUAAGCCUUCUCAGUCCGGAGAGCGAGAUGAACGUGGCUGGGGCUGCCGGCGGUCUGAGCGAGACCAUUUCCAGCACGCGUGCCAUAGCCAGGAACGAUGAUCGCCUGACCUUCCAUCACAUAUGUGGAACCCACGCCACCGUCACCCAGAGCGGACGCACAGCUCUGCGACCCAACGCUGCUGAUGAUUUCAACAAUGGUGUAGUCCUCACCAGACGGCCCCUUCGUCCCAACGAACUUUUCCAGGUGCGACUUGAACGUGUGGUGACCAAAUGGGCGGGAUCCGUUGAAAUGGGCGUGACCACUCACAGCGCCGACGAGCUGGACUUUCCCUUCACCAUGACCAAUGUGCGUUCCGGAACUUGGAUGAUGACAGGGAAUGGCGUCAUGCAGAACGGCGUGACAGUCAUCGAGCAGUACGGCCAAAAUCUGGAUCGCCUGCAGGUGGGCGAUAGGGUGGGCGUGGUGCGCAAGGACGACGGCACGGUGCACUUUUGGGUAAACGGAGUGGACCAGGGUCCAGCUGCCAGCAAUGUGCCGGAGCGCGUUUACGGUGUAAUCGAUUUGUACGGCCAGGCGGCACAGGCCAGCAUCGUGGACACUUCGGAGUGCGGUAGCCCGGACACAGGAAACUCCACCAUCUCGAAUACGACGCUGUACAGUGAGGUUCCUCUGCGAUUUCACAGCAUCCACGGCGCCAAUGCGGGCAUCUCAAAUAGCGGGUUGACUGCAUCGCGUCCCAAUUCCCUGGCCGAGUUUAAUGACGCCAUAGUGUUUAGCAAUCGACCGCUGAGGCAAAGGGAACUGUUCGAAGUGGAGCUGGAGACCAUGGUUCGCCACUGGUCGGGCAACAUAGAGAUCGGAGUGACGGGCACCCGGCCAGAGGACAUCCAGCUGGCACCCAAUGCCACCGAUUUAGAAGCCAGCGACACCAUCAUCCUAUGCGGCCCCAUGAUUUUUCACAACCGCAAAACCAUACGCACGAAUAUUCUCCUAGAUCUGGAUACGCUCGGUCCAAGCACCCGGGUGGGAGUGAUGCGCAAUGGUGACUUUAUACACUUCUUUGUCGAUGGCAUGGAUCAGGGACCGGCUUGCGAAUGCCAUGCGCCCAAUAUCUGGGCCAUUAUCGAUCUAUACGGGCAGUGCGCCCAGGUGAGUCUCACGCAAACCCAGCUGGACAUCCGGGCGCCGUACGCAACCAGCGAGAAUUCGCAGAGCUGUCAAGCCACUUCGGUAAUCCAGCAUCCGGCAAUGGAGACGAAACACCGCUGGACUUGUGUCUCGGGGAAUGUGAGCCUCACCAAGGACUGGACAGAGGCCUCGCGGUUCUCUGGGGCGGCGGCGCCGCUAUCCCAUUGCCUGGUAUUUUCCGAGCAUCCGCUCAGCGCAGGAUCGCCAUUCGAGAUCAAGCUGACAUCUAUUAAUCCCAUGUUUGCGGGCUGCCUCAGCAUUGGAGUCACGGAUCUGAAUCUCAGUGACGAGAGCGUGCGCAAGAAGCUGCCCACCAGCCUGCGGAGGAUUCCAGCGAAUGUUUGGUACGUGAGCGGUAACGAAGUGUGCUUAAACUCAAGCUGUCUCCAGCGUUCGCUGGCCUCGCUGGAGUGGCUAAGGGUGGACGAUAGGAUAACGCUGGAGCGGGUGGAGAACUCGUUGAACAUUCUGCUGAACUCGGAAAACGUAAACAUCCAGUUUCACAACGUGCCCAACGAUGUGUAUGUGGUGGCGGAACUUCGAGGUUCGACCAUGGGUAUCCAGGUGAUUUCCGCCCAGGGACCAGCAUCGCCUCUACGUCCGUGCAGUUUGCGACUGCAGGACUCCAUGGACUUUGGAGUGGACCCACUGAACAAGCAGGAUAGCUCAAUGCUGGAAUCAAUUGAUUCCGAGGCGCAGAACUACGAAUUUUUGGAUGUGUCACAGAAGAACGCGAGGCUCAGCGAGGAUCGCAGGAGUGUGACCAGGAUCAAGUCGUACAACCAGGCAAUUGUCUGCCUAAAUAAGCCUCUGUGCAAGGGGGAGAGCAUCAGCAUUAAGGUAGAUGCAUUGAACAACAAGUGGAAGGGCACUCUCAGCCUCGGCGUUUUGUCCGCCAGUCCACAGAUUGCGCCAAUUUCUUUAUUGGAUUUCAAGAGAAGCUGCUGGUUGGCGACCCAAGAUUAUGUGAACAUCAACGGCCAAGUGAUGGCCUCCAAAUACGGCGAGGCCCUCGAGCAGAUUCAAGUGGGAACGGUCAUCACCCUGACACUAACCCAUGCCGGAAUGCUAAUCAUAAUGGUUGGAUCAACAAAUCUGGAGGAUCUGGCCAGCGGUCUACCCAACCAUGUGUAUCCGGUUUUCGAUGUGUAUGGCAAGUGCGAAAAGAUAACCUUGAUUACGGGCAAUGAUGCCGGUCGCACUGGGAACGCGAACAGCACUCCAAUCCUGGAGGCGCCUGAGGCUCUUGAAUUGGACAAUGGAAUGCCCCAGCAGUGCGAAAAGGCGCACCUGGAGAUGCACGAGAAGGAGAAGGACACCGAACAGGUGUGCGAGUCUACUAGGGAUGGUCCAUCCACCUCCGGUGCUCCUUCGAACGCGAUGACUCGGUCGGUUAUGGAAAGCGUUUCAGAGAACUUGCUGCUAAACAUUUCUAUAAAGAAUCGAACGCUGGAGCAACAGCGAAACGAACUGGGUGGAUCCUCGUCAACUUGUUGCCUUCGCGAGUCUCUUCAGCUGCAGCACAACACCAACCUUAAUAUACAACGCAGUCAGAGCACCCAGAGAUUCCAGAACUCGUUAAACACUUCGGCAACGGCAGCGGGAAGUAGUGGACCCAGUGGGUCCACGGCCAAUAUUCAACACCUGAGUAACUCGGGUGUUUAUGACACGAAUAAGGAGUACGACGACCUGCCCAAUCCACCCAACCCGCUAGCUAAUUCCGUGGACGAAGGGCCUGGGCCAAUAGCAACGGUGGCCGCAACGAUCGAUCACAGCGAGAACAAUGCGGAGGCGUUGGAACUAAGCAACGCUAGCAACGAACGCGAAAUGUCUGGAGAACCAGCUGCCAAUGACAAUGUGCUGGAGGACGAUGAGAUAGACUACAUGAAUCACCUUUUACUGCUGCAGCAACUCCAGCAAAAUGAGUAUACGCGGCACCAUCUUAUGCCGGAUCAAGCGUCUCUACUGAAUCUCGACCUGCCCUCGCUUAACUCCAUGGAGUCCGACUCGAAUUCCAUCGGCCAGGCGAGACCGGGCGGCGGAACCGAUUCCCUGCGAUCCACAGCCACGGGUGCCAGUGUGGAGCAGAACGAUUGCGAGUACCUGCGCCAGGUGAGACGCUUCUGUGCCUCGCUAGUCCUGCCGCAGGCCUUUUUCGAUAGCCGUCUAGAGCCGGUGUGCUUCUGCCUGAAGUGCAGUGGGCCCAGCAAUGGCGGAAAUGGCGAUAAGUUGGAAGGAUGGGUAUAUUUCAAGCUCAACCAGCAGACGGUCAAUGUGCUGAGCACUUCGACAUCGACUGCAUCGACCGGUGGCGGUGGCGCACCCUCAUCGACCGCACCCCAAGUGCACUUCGAUCUCAAUGGCGACUGGCUGCCUUUUUACUACAUGACACGGGUGGACAAGAUUCGGGCCAUUUUGGAUCGCGGACAGCCGCUGCCGCUGGAAACGGAACCGGAUGAAGAGCCGGCCGCUGCUGCUCUGAAAGAUGAGCCAGGCACGCGGCUGGAACUGUACUACUCGCCCAAUGCCACAGUCAUCGAACCUGUGCUGCCGCAGCAUCACUUUGCCUCCGAGCAGGGACUGCACCGCAUCUCCACCUCCUUCGAGGUCUACGUUCGCCGACAGUCCAUCUCGGGAGUGACCACUGGCAAGGCGGCAGCCGAGGCCAAGCGGCGCAGCAUGGGAUCCGGUGAUCACGAUCAUGGUGGUUCCAGUCAGGGCGCCGAGGGUGCUGGUGGAUCUUCCUCCGCCACUCUCAACGAAUCGUCUGUGCACCUGCUUAACGAUCUCUGCUGGUUCACCAAAGAGGCUGGCGCCUGCAUAAUUAACGCAUUAAUAAUCAAACUGGAUAGGAUCGAGGAGCAGGAAUCUCAUUGAGCACUCAACACCACCCUCGCACUAGUCACGGCCAAUCUGGAUACAUAGUUCUUGCCCCAUACUUCCUGGCAUUACAUUUUAAUCACGCUCAGCAGCUACCCACACCAAAUCGCAUUCGCAUUCCUCUUUGUAAACGAGUUUGUAUUGUAUCGUAAGCGCCAAUAAAAUAAUCGCAAAGUUAA
Molecule: messenger RNA, 5817 nt
Organism: Drosophila takahashii
Lineage: Eukaryota; Metazoa; Arthropoda; Insecta; Diptera; Drosophilidae
Gene: Neurl4
Product: neuralized E3 ubiquitin protein ligase 4
Molecular function (GO): ubiquitin protein ligase activity
Source: RefSeq, a predicted model, not a curated record